CAUAUUUGUUCAGUCAUUGUCACACGCGACGCGGCUGCACUCGCAGCGAGACCCUCGAGAACGUUUACAACCGAGUGAGAUUCGGGCUGAGCUGAAUGAGCGUUUAUAAUCGAUCGCGUUGAGCAGAUUUCCAGUGACGACUGAAAGAUGGCGAGCGCGACUCCGGCCGCUCAGCGGUCCCGCGGCGCGGGCGGUAUGGCGUCUCCUCUGAGCCCGGCGCGGAUCUCCAGGCUGCAAGAGAAGGAGGAUCUGCAGCAGCUCAACGAUCGCCUCGCCACUUACAUCGACACCGUGCGCAGUCUCGAGUCCGAUAACAGCGUGCUGCAGCUGCAGAUCCUCGAGCACGAGCAGCAGCGCAGUCGCGAGAUCACCGCACUCAAAGCGCUUUAUGAGACCGAGCUUGCGGACGCGCGCCGGUCGCUGGAUAACACUGCGCGGGAGCGCGCGCGGCUCCAGAUUGACCUCGGCAAGAUUAGCAGCGAGCACGAGCAGCUGAUGCACGAUUUUGUGAAGAAGGAAUCAGAUGUGGGCAGCUCUCUGGCUCGUGUGAAGGAAGUUGAAGCUCUGUUAAACACUAAAGAAGCGGCUUUGAUCACCGCAGCAUCAGAGAAAAAAACUGUGGAGAAAACACUAACUGAUCUGCAGCUUCACGUUCAAGAGCUGGAGAAGAGUUUGAGUUCCAGUAAGAAGCAGCUGUCAGAUGAAACUUUACUGCGUGUGGAUCUGGAGAAUCGCUGUCAGAGUCUGUCUGAGGAGCUGGACUUCAGAAAGAACAUGUUUGAAGAGGAGCUGAAGGAGACUCGACACAGGCAUGAGAGUCGUCUGGUAGAGGUGGACUCUGGCCGUCAGAUGGAGUUUGAGUUUAAACUGGCUCAGGCUCUCACUGACAUGAGACAACAACAAGAUCAGCAGGUCAAACUCUAUAAAGACGAGAUGGAACAGACGUACAUGGCCAAGCUGGAGAAUGUGCGUCUGUGUUCAGAGAUGAACUCUUCUUCAGCCAGUGUAGCUCGUGAGGAGCUCCGCGAGUCCACGCUGAGGGUUGAGAAUCUGUCGUCUCAGCUGGCUCAUCUUCAGAAAGAGGCUCGUGGUUGGCAGGAUCGCAUCAGAGAACUGGAAGAAGCUCUGAAUCGUGAGAAAGAUUUGAGUCGCAGGUUACUGUCAGAGAAAGAGCGAGAGAUCGCAGACGUCAGAGCGAAGAUGCAGAAGCAGCUGGACGAGUAUGAACAGCUGCUGGAUGUGAAGCUGGCUCUGGACAUGGAGAUCAACGCUUAUCGCAAACUACUGGAGGGAGAGGAGGAGAGGCUGAAACUGUCUCCCAGCCCCUCGUCUCGUGUGACGGUGUCUCGCGCCUCCUCCAGUCGCAGCCUCCGCACCACGCGUGGAAAGAGAAAGCGUGUGGACGUGGAGGAGUCGGAGGCCAGCAGCAGCGUCAGCAUCGCUCAUUCAGCGUCCUCCAGCGGAAGCGUCUGCAUCGAUGAGCUCGACGUGGACGGCAAAUUCAUCCGUUUACACAACACCUCUGAUCAGGAUCAGCCCAUGGCAGGAUUUCAGCUCAGCAGAAUCAUCGCUGAUGUCACCGCCACAUACAAGUUCACUGCCAAAUACAUCCUGAAAGCAGGACAGAAAGUGACGAUCUGGGCGUCUGAUUCGGGCGUGAGCUCCAAUCCUCCUACUGAUCUGAUCUGGAAGAAUCAGAAAUCGUGGGGAACCGGUGAGAACAUUAAAGUGCUUCUGAUCAGCUCAGACGGAGAGGAGGUGGCAGUGAGGAGCACAGUGUUCAAAACUGCAGCCGAGCCGGAGGAUGAGGAUGAUGAUGAUGAAGUCGUCGAGGAGCGUCUCUUCCACCAGCAGGGAGAUCCACACACAGCUAAGAGAGGCUGUCUGAUCAUGUGAUGAAGCUCCACUCCACCCGACCUGACCCGCGCAUUUCUAUUUACAGAGUGAAAUCUUUUCUGUUUCUUACCUUUGAUUUGAUGCUUGUGAAACCUUUUGCGUUUGAACUGUUUCAAUUGAAUGAAGCAAAUGUUUCUUUAGUUUAAGCGUGAGAGUGCUUUUACCUCUGAUUCUGUGACUAACCUCUUUUUUUAUCAUGUUUAUAUUCAUUUUAUAAACAGUGUUUUAGGUCUCUUUAUAGACAAACAGGUUUUAUAAGAAACUAGUUUUUAGUGAAAGCUCAUGACAGAUGAUAGAUUGUAGACGUUUGCACGGCCGGUGGAAAGAAGUAUUCAUUUUAUUUAAAGUAAUUCACUACACAAUCACAGACGGACCAGAACGUCUCUUCAGCAGUGAACGUCAGAUGUGAAGCAGAAAGUGAACAUUUCCAGCAGACACUUGAGUUUAUUAUGUUUACACACGUUUAUGGUGUAAUAUUGGGUGUAAAGCGCAGGCAGAUGUCAUUUCUGCAGAACAGAAGCCAUUUUAUUUUUUUCUGAUAUUUUGUAGCAGAGAGGAUCACAUUGAUCUCUGAAAUCUGAUGCAGUGAAGCUCAUAAAUCUCAAGAGUCAGUACUGUAUUUUCUGUUUUUAUACAUAUUGCUGAAAUUGUAUUUGUUCAGCAUCUUCUGUUACUAUCUUACAAACACUAUAGCCUUACGCUGUUUGACUUGACUUGAUUUGAAGAGUUGUGGAUUGUCACGUGCAUGCUUUAUAUCUGAAGGAAUCAAAUAAAAUGUUGAUUG
Messenger RNA from Triplophysa rosa, 2680 nucleotides. It is a transcript of the gene lmnb1, whose product is annotated as lamin B1. The transcript is spliced from 11 exons. Bases 148 to 1896 code for a protein of 582 amino acids. NCBI's taxonomy places the organism in Eukaryota, Metazoa, Chordata, Actinopteri, Cypriniformes, Nemacheilidae. The record is from RefSeq and is a predicted model, not a curated record.